CGGUCUUAAAAAGGACAUUACUCUUAUCCUUAAGAACCAGAGAUCCUCUACCUCGACAUUCCUUCCUAAUCAAGCUGUUUUGGCCUUCAAUCCCCAUACCCUAUUCUCCUCUCCGCCCUUCAACCUCUGUCUCCUCACCGAUCUACCCAAUGGGGCUGCCAUGGCGCAAGAUCUCCAGCAACCAUUCCGCCCUCCCUCCCUCUGCACACUCCUUUCCCCUCUCCUUCAAAAACAUCAACUCCCUACAACUCGACAAUAACCCCCUCGUCUUACAACGUUCCAUCUCUGCAUCCGCCGCCCUCCGAUUCCUCUUCCCCUUCACUCCAUCGCCCCUCUACGACCCCAUUGCCCACCAUCAACCGAUAUUGUUAUACUACACAAGCCUCCGCGUGGUACGCCGCACCUUCGAGGACUGCUGCACCGCGCGCCGCAUUCUCCGUUGCUUCCGCGUCGCCAUUGACGAGCGUGAUCUCUCAUCGGACUCGCGAUUCCUCUCGGAACUGAAGGGAAUCUUGGGCGUGAAAAGGCAGCAGCAGAUCAUACUCCCGCAGCUGUUCAUCGGCAGCCACCACAUCGGCGGCGUGGAUGAGAUCUUGCGCUUGCACGAGACUGGUGAGUUGAAGAAGCUUGUAGCUGGGCUAACGCCAGUCUGCCGGCGUUGCAGCAGCUUUCGUUCUGUUCUUUGCAGUUGCUGCAAUGGAAGCCACAAUUGCUCGAAUGAGAAGGGCGAUGGGUUCCGGAUCUGCCAUGCCUGCAACGAGAAUGGACUCGCCCUCAGCCCUGAUUGCCCGUGAAGUUCGUAAAGGCGUGGACAACGAGCUUCCUAAUUACUUUCUUUUCUCACUUUUAGCAAUUUUUGAAAGUGUGGGGAGUUUUUCAUAAAUUCCUAAUUGGACUGGUCCAACAACAUUCGGCCUGGUUAUUUUUUGAAUUACAUAUUAUUUCUAGUUUCUAAUGGCUUCUA
This is a messenger RNA of Phalaenopsis equestris, 964 nucleotides long. RefSeq lists its product as uncharacterized. The record is from RefSeq and is a predicted model, not a curated record. The coding region runs from base 150 to 794 and encodes 214 amino acids. Lineage: Eukaryota; Viridiplantae; Streptophyta; Magnoliopsida; Asparagales; Orchidaceae. The transcript has a single exon.